This is a messenger RNA of Tuber aestivum (summer truffle), 1766 nucleotides long. The record is from the annotation of a GenBank genome assembly. NCBI's taxonomy places the organism in Eukaryota, Fungi, Ascomycota, Pezizomycetes, Pezizales, Tuberaceae.
AACCCUUCUCACCCCAACAACCCCCCCUUCCACCCAAACUUACAAACUUACAAGCUACUUUCUUCUUCCCCCCCGGGCACCAAAGCAACAAAUUUUUCACAAUGACUACAGCUCAUAGGUGCGGUUCUUUUAUUGUUUUUCUCAGGAGUGGAUGAUCGGAGGAGGAGUGGGAAUAAGGAACAUUUAUUAAUGUUUGUUAUCGCAGACCAACCUUCGAUCCUGCUCGCGGGAAAGAAGCUCCCAAGGGACCGGCAUACCACCAGCGCCUCCUACCAGCGCAUACAAAGCUAAAGGUCCGGCAGCCCGGCCAGGGCGGUGACGCAGACACCGAAGUCCGAGAUCUUCGCGCAGAUCUCCUGAAGGCAGAGGCAGCACAUUUCGCUAAGAAGGGGAAGGGAAUUCCUCCGCCAGAAGCAAGCGAAGCUGAGUCCCCUGAGAGGGUAGAGGGCAGUGGGCAGAAGAGAGCUAUUGAGGAUUCUAGGGACAGUGAUGAUGAUGUUGGAGGUGAACCAGAGCAAGAGAGUCUGGAAGCGAAGAGACAAAAAAUCCUAGAGGAGACGAGAGACAUUGAUGCAGAUUCGGAUGGAGGGAGUGAUAGCGAUAGUAGUGAAGAAGACAGGUUUGGUUCUACCGCUCAUUUCUUAUGGGGUUGUGCUGAGCCUGUGGGGUUCUAGUGACGAUGAAGACGAAGAAGACGAGACUGCCGAAUUGCUACGGGAAUUGGAGAAAAUCAAGAAGGAGAGGGCUGAGCAGCGUGAGCGUGAGGUAUGCUGCUGCUGUAGUGAUCAACAGCUAAUCUUCUCUUAUGGAAGCCUUUAACUCAUAUCUUACCGUAGGAACGCGAACGAGCUGCUGAAGAGCAAGAGAAGAAAGAAUUCGAUAUUGCUCGUGGGAAUCCACUUCUCAAUCCUUCGGCUACAGACUUCAAGCUAAAGCGAAGGUUUGUUGGACCUGAGUUUUUUUCCCUAUUUUCUCUUUUUUUAAUUGAUUAAUUAACUCUUUCUUUUUUUUCAUUUUCACGGGCGCUAAAUAUAAAUUAAUAGGUGGGAUGACGAUGUCAUCUUCAAAAACCAAGCCCGCGGCACAGACGACAAGAAUAAGAGGAAGGAAUUUGUUAAUGUAUGCUCCAAUAUAUUGAGAGAUGUGUUGUUCUCCACUUUAUGCUAAUACCGGCCGCACGUAUAGGACCUUUUACGAUCGGACUUCCAUAAGCGGUUCAUGGUAUGUAUUCCAUUCGCCUGUAUACCCAUUAUCUUGACAACAGCCGGCCGGGGUCACUAACUAACUGUGUAUGUCUUGCAGAACAAAUAUGUGCGAUAAAUGGGGGCAACUUGCUGUGCUGGUAUCCCUUUACCGCAUUUCUUGAUUUCUUGAUUUUUAAAUACCUUUUCUCCUAGCUUCAUAAUAAUACCCCCCUGACUGACCAAAGGGAAAUGUCGUUGCUUUUUGAUGAUGCAGACUUGUAGCUUCCGCUCUCAGUUGUAGUUUAUAGCCCUGAGAAUAAUCUGCUUUAUGAUAGCGGCGCCGGUCCUUGGAUGGUGGGCCACCUACGUGUUCUUUAUACUGCCAGUGCCGUGCUGUACAUUAUCAUACAAUUAGCACAGCUGAGGAGCCCAUGGUCUUUGGCCGUUAAGUGUUGAGGCUAUGAUGGGCAAAGAGAACCGAAGCUCCACACUUGUACAAGUACAGUACUGCGGGUAGUAUUGUACACAAGAUCCUCUACGAGUAUCGUACCGUAGUACCAGUAUAACUAAACGGCCGCACCU